Molecule: messenger RNA, 3099 nt
Organism: Mycena citricolor
Lineage: Eukaryota; Fungi; Basidiomycota; Agaricomycetes; Agaricales; Mycenaceae
Source: the annotation of a GenBank genome assembly
AUGGCAGACCCUCUCAACGACAAUCUAACGCGAGUGCUCGCUGGCUCCUCGGACCGAUAUGUGGCCUCCCUUUUUGCGGAGUAUGCCGAAAACCAGAGCUCUGGUAGUGGCUUCAUUGCCCCCAAAAAGCGUGUCAAGAAAGGCGCGUUCCGAACUGUUGCCCAGCGCCACAAGGAGCAAUUGUCGGGCCUGAUGGGCCAGUUGCAAGCUACGCAACCCCAUUUCGUGCGGUGCAUUGUUCCCAACAGCAACAAGAAGCCUGGACGUCUCGAUGUCCCUCUAGUUUUGGACCAACUUCGAUGCAAUGGUGUGCUGGAGGGAAUCCGGAUAGCUCGACGAGGAUAUCCCAAUCGACUACCAUUUGUCGAGUUCCGUCAGCGCUACGAAGUACUCACGCCAGGAAUCAUUCCUCGAGGCUACAUGGAUGGCCGCGAAGCUUGCCGCAGAAUGGUCAAAUCCCUGGAGCUAGACGAGGCCAUCUUCAAGAUCGGCACGUCGAAAAUCUUCUUCAAGGCGGGUGUCUUGGCUGAACUGGAGGAGCGCAGAGACGCGUUGUUAUUCGAGAUCUUCUCACGCUUGCAGUCUGCUGCCAGGAUGUGGACAGCUCGAAGACAGAUGAGGAAGAUCCUGAACCGUGCUGGAGCGAUCCGAGCGAUCCAGCGCAAUGCUCGUGUCUACGGUGAGCUCAGAGAAUGGCCAUGGUGGCAACUGUACACCAAGGUUCGACCGCUUUUGGCUGCGACGAGGAACGACGAGGAGAUUCGUAAGAAAGAUGCUGAACUUAUGGCUCUUGCUGAACGCGCCGAACGUGAAAAGCAAGAGCGAGAGGUUCUAGAGACUCUCAAAGCUUCUCUUGAAGCUGAGAAGCGGAAGGUCGAAGAAGAACUGGAGGCUGAACGGGGUCUUGCAAUCGACAAGGACGCUCUACUGGACCGCAGCAAGAAACGCGAAAGCGACCUCGAGCAGGAAGUCGUGACUCUUCAAGCGGACCUUGAGCAGGUCGAAUCUCAGCUAGAUCGUGCGAUGGCUUUACAAAAAGAGACAGACGACAAGCACGAGCAGUUGCGGAUCAGCUUUGACAAAGCUGCAGAACAUCUCGUCCGAUUGGAGGCUGAGCAGAAGGAGUCAACUGCAUUGGAAGCCGACUUGAAUGGACAGCUACUUGAUUCUCAGCAGGAAGCGGAAACCUUGCGUGGCAACAUCGACGAACUGCACAAGAUCGGAGAAGAGCUCAAGAAUCUGAAUUGGAUGCUAAAACUGGUUGCACAAUCCAAUGACGCGGAAACCAUCCGCCGCAAGGCUGAGCAGCUGGAUGAGAGCCACAGAGCUGCUGAGCAGCAAAUCGCAGAGAUGACCAGGACAGUCUCUGACCAGUCGGCAGCAAUCAGGGAGAAGGAAGCCCAACUGCAGAAGCUGGCCAAAGAUAUCGACGGAAAGGGCGAUCGGGAGAACGAGACGGCGACGCGACUGAAACUUGAAGAGCUGCUGGUGACCCAGAAACAAAUCAAGACAGAACUGGACCAAACGCUGCGCGAGCAUUCCAUCUUGCAAGAAACGCACAAGUCUGUCGAGAGAGAGGCGCGUGACUUACAGUCUCAGCUGGCUAGGACUCAAGCUCAACUGUCCGAGCUGGACAAGGUCAAGCGGGCUCUGGAGUCGGACUUGGUGUCAGCUGUCACGCGCCACAGCGAAGCGGAAGGGAAGGCUACCCAAGAACGCGAGGGUCGGGAGCGAGCGGAGCGCCAAUUGACCGUGGCUCAGAGCAAAUAUCAUGAGAUCGAAGAUGUCAUGCUCCAAAUGGAGCGUGACAAAGGUGCGACUGACCGACAACUGGAGUCUCUGCGCAAGCAGCUCGAGGCAGAAUCGGCCAAGCGUGCCAAGCUGGAGAAAGCUGCCGCGAGUCAUCAUCAGGAGGUUACCCAGCUCAAAGAGAAAAACGGACAACUUGAUGGGGAAUUGGGCAAGGCGCUCAAUCAUGUCAAAGCGCUCGAGACAGAGGCCAAGCAGUUCGAGAGCAAGCACCAUACGACGAUCGUGGAGCACGUGCAUGUUCUCGAGGAAGCCAAGCGCGUGACGGAUCGGGAGCUGGCCGACGCGAAAGCGGAAGUCGAGCGAAACAAGGCAUAUAUCAAAUCACUCGAGAAAGCCAAACAACGCCUGACUGGCGAGACGGAGGAUCUGAUACGAGAGACAGAGCGGGAACGGAUCGAGCUGCAGACGAAGGAGCGUACUGUCCGAGCUCAGGAGGAGAAGAUGAGCAAGGCCCUCGCCAAUGCUGAUCGCGAUCGCAAAGACAAGGAUGCGGCCGAACUACAAGCCCGCCGGCUCCAAAUUGAUCUCCAAAGCAUGCAGCGACAGAUAGACGACCUCACGACCCAGUUGAACGAGCACCGACAGUCGCGGAGCAAGUUGGAUUCAGAUCUCGACCAAUUGAUCGACGGAUCAGGCGGGCCCCAGAUCUCUAUGGCCCGUCGCGUCGCCCAACUCGAAGGGCAGAUCGUGAACGCUGGUGAUUGGCGGAAGCAGAAGGAUCAGAUGCAGGCCAAGCUGGAGGACGUGACGCGGGCCUUCGAGGCAUCCAAAGCUGCACAAACAGAGCAGCGGUCACAGAUUCAGACGCUGCAUUCACAAGUUCGGGAGCUGCGUGGUGUGCUGGACGAUGCCGAGGCCGACCGCAUGCUUCUACAGAAAGCGCGCCGGGCUCUGCAGGCGGAACUAGAGACCAUCAAGCACGAACAUGUUGAUGCGAGUCCGGGUCUGAUUCCGAAUGACCGGGAGUUCCAUCGCCUACAACUCAAACAACUGGACCUCGAACGAGCUUUGGAGGAGCAAGAGUAUCGCGCGACCACGUGCCUUGAUCGGAUGCGCAAAGCCGAGAAGUUCGCCAGCGAGUGCGAGAUUGAACUGGGCAAGGUUCAGGUUGAAAAAUCUGAGCUUGACCGGUUGAAUGCCAAUCUGGAGCUCCAGUCGAAACAGCUGAAUGCGCGCAUAGCCGAGUUGGAGAACAAGCCCACCACGUCGACUCGACCUGCUGCGCGGAGAGAAAGUCGGAUCGAGGAGCUAGCGGCUCAGCUCCAGACUAGCGGCAAACGCUGGUGA